Musa acuminata AAA Group (dessert banana) is the source of this 3080-nucleotide messenger RNA. Its product is annotated as glutathione S-transferase TCHQD-like. Gene Ontology annotation, molecular function: glutathione transferase activity. The record is from RefSeq and is a predicted model, not a curated record. The coding region runs from base 1845 to 2672 and encodes 275 amino acids. Lineage: Eukaryota; Viridiplantae; Streptophyta; Magnoliopsida; Zingiberales; Musaceae. The transcript is spliced from 3 exons.
CGCCCUCUUCUCCUCCUCGUCCUGUUCUCUCUUCUUCUUCUUUUUUUCAUUUUAAAUGCUAUUAUUCUAUUAGUAAUUUUGAAGCGAUGGUCUGUAGAGUCUGCGAUUUCCACAAAAAAAAAAAAGAUCCUUUUUUUUUUAGUUGCAAGAACCAUAUGAUGUGGAAAUAAACCAUAGGUUACCGUAGGAAUACUCUCUUUAUCCUCCCAUGAAUAGCUAAUCCCCAGAGGAACCGAGUAUUGGAUGCCAAUUUUGGGAAGUCAAGGAGCUGUGCCGAUUGCGGCAGAGAUGGUCAUACUGAUUGCAGAGUUUAAUUGCUGAUAUUACUUUUUAGUAAGUAAAAGCUAUUAAGUUGGUAAUUCUGGUAACAAAGAUAAGAUAAUAUGAAUUGUGGUUGCUUUCUGAUUCUUUCGAUGAUUUACAUCGAGGCUUUAAACAAUUAUGGAUACCUCUUGCUUAUACUCCCGGUUUAUUUAUUUGACAUAUAUAAAAGUUGUGAACUUUAUUACUGAGUAAUGUUUCAGAAACCUUCUAAGAAAAGUUUAGGAAUCAUACAUAAAAGAAUUCGGUUUUUUUUUUUUUUUAAGGAAUCAAUAUUUAAUCGUUUACUUAUUGGAUUAACAAUGUUAUCUGUUAGAAUUUGAGAGAUGUACUGGAGUAUCAAUGUAAAGCAGAUAUUCCUUUUUUGUUGACUGAGGUCCAUUUGAUAUUUGAUAUUUGACCUCUGUCAAGGAGAGUUAAAAUAGAAUAGAAACUGCCGAAUGUUCUACAAUGAAGGUAGCCAUACAUUGAGAGUUGAGGAGAAUAGAGCAAUUUUGAUCUGAAUGUAUAUUUCGGUGCUUUUUGGCAUAACAUCGGUGACUGCCUUUCUUUUCCUUGGGACCUUUGAUUACAUUACUUUUUCAACUCAAUUAUUAUAUGCUUGCUUUAUUUCUCAGGUUCCUACGCUUCAUUUGGUCUCCAAUAUUGGGGACAAGAGUUACAUCUUCAAUUUAACUUCAAGGACAAGCUUGCUUGAUGCCUUUACACUGCUUAAGGAUCUAUCUGUCUCUCGUGUCGCUAAUUAACAUACUCUAAAGAAAUGUGACAAAUAAUUUAUCUUUAUGGUUUUUCUAACAUAUAUAAGGCCCAACUGAUAUUUAAUAUUUUUUUUAUAAUGUAUGUCAUCAUAAGCAAAAAAAAUUAUCACCUUCAAGGUGAUAGACAUGUCCCUAUUUCUUACUUCAAUCAUAUCUCCUAGUACAAUUUUACCACUGUUAAAUUUGUAAGGGAUUGAAAAAGUUAAUUUUGUGAUAGAAAUAAAUCUUUAGCUCUAUAUAUAUGGCUAUAUUACAUUCAAUUACGAUGGUUUUCAUAUAUUUCCUCGAAAAGCAAUUGGGGGAUACAUGUCCGCUCUUCUUUUAAUAAAAAACUAUGACAAGUUGAAAGUAUCUUCAUGCAUCAACUACAGCCAAUAACCUCUCAUUCAUUAUAAAUAGAAUUUGAGGAUGUUUCUGUAAAAAAAGUGUUGUACAUGAAAUAUCUCGAAAGGUUUUAUGAACGAACAGUCUGAGGUUUUUUACUUGAUAUCUCUGUAAUAUUUGUUGUUUAUAUCUUAGUUGCUCUUUUUGUUUGCUAGAGUGCCUUCUCUCUUUGUUGUUUUAUUUAUAUUUUUUGUAUCUUCUGUAGUUUUGCAUUUUGGAACUUAUUGUAUUGAGAAAUUAUUGACACUUAAUAGAUCAAGUGCUUCUAAAUUUAAAAUUUUUCUAUAUUUGUUUCAUAGCAAUCAUCAAACUUUUGAACAUUCUUGUGAAUUACAUUGUUGAUUUUGCUAGUGAUGAUGCAUCUGUGCUACCUAUUUGGUGAUGGCUAACACAUUUGCUCUUGGUGCAGUCAUGCAGCUGUAUCAUCAUCCUUAUUCAAUGGACAGCCAGAAAGUGCGUAUAGCACUGGAAGAGAAGGGGAUUGAUUAUACAUCGUAUCAUGUUAAUCCUUUAACUGGGAAGAACAUGGAUGUUCCAUUCUUCCGCAUUAAUCCAUCUGCAAAGCUUCCAGUCUUCCAAAAUGGUUCUCAUAUCAUUUUCCAUGCCAUUGAUAUUAUCCAGUACAUAGAGAGGCUCUCAGUAUCUCUUAAUGGGGAGGAGAACCCCAUUAGUAGCAAAGUCAUGGAAUGGGUGGAGAGAAUCGAAAGUUGGAAUCCUAAAAUAUUCACUCUCACCCAUAUUCCAGACAAGUAUCGGCUGUUUGUUUCCAAAUUUAUCCGGCGUGUAGUGAUUAGUCGGAUGGUCGAAGCCCCAGAUUUAGCUUGUCUCUACCAUGUAAAGCUUCGAGAAGCCUAUGAAACAGAAGACAAUUUGAAGGGCCCAAUGAAUUUGCAGCAGAGUGAGGAAAAACUAUCUAGUCUUCUUGAUGAUGCAGAAAUACAACUGAGUGCGACAACAUAUUUGGUUGGUGAAGAUUUUACCACGGCAGAUUCCAUGUUUGUUCCAAUUCUGGCACGAAUAACUCUGCUAGAUCUAGAAGAGAAGUAUAUCAGUUGCAGGCCCAAAAUAACAGCUUAUUAUGACCUGGUAAAGCGGAGGCCAAGCUACAAAAAAGUGAUUGGGAAGUAUUUCGGUGGAUGGAGAAAGUAUCGAACACUUCUUAAAACAAUGUGCUUUCUUUGCAUCAGAAGCAUGUUUGGGAAGUACUAGAAAAUUGAGGGUGUCCAAGGUAGUUUGAAGACAUCAGUUUGUGCAGCAUACAAAUAAAACUGAUAUACUUGGGAUCUGCUUCAUCAUUGCCGGCAUAUUUCAUACAAAAUCUUCUGAAAAAUACAAGUAAAUAGUGAAGUUUUUUUUAUAUGGGUCAGUGAACACUUGGGUGAAGUUGCUAGUUCUUGUUCUUGUAGCUUUGGUACCCUCUCUUCCUUUUACAUCUGCCAUUAGCAAAAGAUAUUCUUCUGUGAAAUAAUGUUUUUCUUUUCAUUUUUAUUAGCAUUUCCUUCAUUUCAAAAAGUGGAGGUGAAGUUGCAUGUAUUAUUCUCUGCCUUCUUGUAAUAUACCAAAAUUUCUUACACACAAAGUUGAAUUGAGAUUUUAAAAAAGCAUAUACUAUUUUCA